Closterium sp. Naga37s-1 is the source of this 519-nucleotide messenger RNA. Lineage: Eukaryota; Viridiplantae; Streptophyta; Zygnematophyceae; Desmidiales; Closteriaceae. The record is from the annotation of a GenBank genome assembly.
AUGACCCAGCUAAUUGCUUUGCUCCCUCCAGUUUCUCCGCUUCCAUCCCCCUCUCCCCCCCGUGUGCUAUGCAUUCCCCACCCCGUUUUGCUCGUUCCUCUUCUCCCACCCCUUCCAUCCCCUGCAUGCGUACAUGCAACAGCAAGUAUCCCGACAAGUAUCUCGGGUACCCUUACCGCUCCUUCAGCUGCAAUGGUAUCGGUGAGUGCUGCUGUGGUGGUGAGUGCUGCUGUGCUGGUGAGUGCUGCUGUGCUGGUGAGUGCUGCUGUGCUGGUGAGUGCUGCUGUGCUGGUGAGUGCUGCUGUGCUGGUAAGUGCUGCUGUGCUGGAGAGUGCUGCUGUGGUGGUGGGUGCUGCUGUGGUGGUGGGUGCUGCUGUGUUGGUGAGUGCUGCUGUGUUGGUGAGUGCUGCUGUGUUGGUGAGUGCUGCUGUGUUGGUGAGCACUGCUGUGUUGGUGAGUGAUGCUGUGUUGGUGGGUGCUGCUGUGUUGGUGGGUGCUGUUGUGUUGCCCCAAACCUAG